GGAACAAAGCAGAAUAUUUUAAUAUUGAGGUUUUGGAUCAUACUUUGGAAGAUUGUUUUUGUAACCAGGAUCAGAGACUCAGCACAAACGGAAAAGGUGACCUCACAGGAAAACCAGUCACAAUGUCUCUCUGGCUGUUACUGGUUGCUGUUGGGCUCUUCGUUGAUGGAGACUUGGCCCACAGUCCUGUGAGGAUCUCUUUCAUUGAACCUCGUGUCUGCUUGGAUUUUGAUGUUUUCUGUAACAGCACUGAUUUUGAGACCCGUUUCUAUAACCAGACGUUCUGGGUAGGCACCUCCCUUGGUAGAUUCAGAGACAGCCAACAACGCCUCGCAGCCUACACUCAAGGGCAGAACGCUGACGGCCUGGUCUUCAACUCGACUGCUCAGUUCCUCGCCUCGUUUGAUGUCAAUGGAGAGUCCGUCCUGUACUUGUUGCUUCCUGAAGGACUCCAGGGGAAUGCUCCCAUUCCCAAUGACAGCCUGGUGUUCCUGACCAAUUUCUCUGAGCGGGUUAUCUACAGCAAGACUGUGAAAACUCCAACCAGGAGACUGAAGAGACAGGUGGAGAAAUUCAAUCAGACCCUGGCUCAAGACAACGUCAGCUACCUGAACUCGGUUUUCUUUGUGGCUCACUGCUGGAGGAAAGGAAACGGAAACGGAAACGGAAACGGAAACGGAAAUGGAAACGGAAACAGAAACGGAAACGGAAACGGAAACGGAUGUGGAAACAGAAACAGAAACCAAGUUAUAAAGGCAAAGAAAAGGGGACCUCCAAAGCCAAAUGAGCCAGCGGGAGAUUCUCCACCCCCAUGUAAUAAUCAGGUUCGCCCGACCCCCAUAAGUGAUUUGGAGUCGGUUUUGGGUGACGAGGUGACCGAGCGGCCGAACAAUUUCCGAAGGGGAAAUAAUGCAAAGAGGAAGGAUGGGCGGCGAAAGUUCAGGAAGAGUUUCGAAAUCUGGUUCGAGAGCAUCGGAUUUCCCGACUGCCCCAUCCCGUGAUUGCGCAGAUGGAGCUGGGAUAUUGAGGCCGGAAUGAUGCUGGAAUGGGAACAAAGAUUCCGGGGCCUCCCUCUAAACUCUGUUUUCUUCUUAAUCCUACCCGUCCCCCUGACUAACACACAAUCCCACUACACACCCACAGGAAGCCAAGUGAUCCUAACCCCCACCUCCCUUUUCCAGCAUUCAGUCUGUCACACUGCCUGAGACAGUGUUUCCCAUGAGGGUCACACCACAACACCCCUGACAAUAAGGAUCCUUCCCCCACAUUCACUCAGUGUCCGAACAUCCUCAGGUCUUCAGGACAGCUCUGUGCAGCCUGAACAACACCCAGACCAGUCACCGGACCUCAGCACCCUCCUCUAAUCCUGUCACAUACUCAUAGGGAAGGGACCUGCUCCUGACUUCAGAGGGUGUGGGGGAGGGGGGAACACAGAGGUCUCCUUGUGAGUUGACGGAGGGAGUGGGGAAGUGGGAGAAUGAUGUGGGUCAUGUCCUGAAGGAUUGGGAUAAAAUGCAGGGUUCAUGUUCUAGAGACCGUCUCUCUGUCCCUGUCCCUCUGUCCCCGUCUCUCUCUCUCUCUCUCUCUCUCUCUCUGUCUCUCUCUCUCCGCCUCUUUCUCUCUAUGUCUCUCUCUCUCUCCAUCUCUCUCUCUCUCUCAGGGGCUGACUGAUGGUGGGGAUGGGGUUGGUGGGUGGCAGACUGGUUCUGUUUAAAUUUGUGUGGGCAGACCCUUACCCCCACCCCCCUCCCCACUCUGUAAUUCCCUCACAAUUCAUCAAUAAAACUUCUGUAUCGCUUGGAAA
This is a messenger RNA of Hemiscyllium ocellatum (epaulette shark), 1804 nucleotides long. RefSeq lists its product as uncharacterized. The coding region runs from base 123 to 1001 and encodes 292 amino acids. The transcript is spliced from 9 exons. The record is from RefSeq and is a predicted model, not a curated record. NCBI's taxonomy places the organism in Eukaryota, Metazoa, Chordata, Chondrichthyes, Orectolobiformes, Hemiscylliidae.